Hibiscus syriacus is the source of this 2374-nucleotide messenger RNA. Its product is annotated as disease resistance protein RUN1-like. The record is from RefSeq and is a predicted model, not a curated record. The coding region runs from base 42 to 2360 and encodes 772 amino acids. Gene Ontology annotation, biological process: signal transduction; defense response. The transcript is spliced from 5 exons. Lineage: Eukaryota; Viridiplantae; Streptophyta; Magnoliopsida; Malvales; Malvaceae.
CUCAAAUCUAUAACCCAAAAUUUUCCUUCUCAUAAUUCAUCAUGUCAUUGUUACCUUCAACUUUAUCAUGUAUUUCUAGAAAGAAAUACGAUGUUUUCUUGAGUUUUAGAGGUGAAGAUACCCGCAAAAACUUCACAGAUCAUCUCUAUGAUGCUCUAAAUCGAAGUGGAAUUAUCACUUUCAAGGAUGAUUCAAAGAUGGAUGCCGGUGAAGAGAUCGCACCACAACUCUUCCGAGCCAUUCAACAAUCGUGGUGCUCGGUAAUUGUUUUUUCAGGAACCUAUGCCUUUUCAAGUUGGUGCUUGGAGGAGCUUGCUGAGAUUGUUAAGCAAAAAAACGAGAAAGGACAUAAAGUGUUUCCAAUUUUCUACGAUGUGAAUCCAUCUGAUUUAAGAAAACAGAAAGAAAAAGUUGAAGAAGCAUUUGCCAAACUUGCAGAGAGAUACAAGGAAGAUAAAGAAAAGAUUCUAAGGUGGCGAAAUGCUUUGACUCAAGUGGCUAACAUCAAAGGAUGGCAUUUAAAUAACAGGAUAUCCAACAAGAUGCUCAAUUUGAAUGUUAAUGCUGUCUCGAAGAUGAAAAAAUUGAGAUUGCUCAAAGUCCUUUGCCUCUCAAAUUGUGAUGAACUCAAAUAUCUUCCUAAUGAGUUACGGCUCUUAGAUUGGAUGGGAUAUCCUUUAAGGUUCUUACCUCCAAGCUUCCAACCAGACAACCUGGUUGCACUUCUGCUACCAUACAGUCGCAUUGAACAACUAUGGAGGGGAAACCAUCCCCUGUAUAAGUUGAAAGUGCUCAACCUCAAAGGGUCCAAAAACCUGAUCGAGACACCGGACUUUACAAUAGCCCCAAAUCUGGAAAUUUUGAUAUUGGAAGGUUGUACAAGAAUAGUAGAUGUUCAUCCAUCAGUCGGAGUUCUUUCGAGGCUUAAACUUCUGAAUUUAAGAAGCUGCACAAGUCUUAGGAAUCUUCCAACCAGAAUUGGAAUAGAAUCUCUUGAAACAUUAAUCCUAAAAGAUUGUAGAAACCUUAUUAGUCUCCCAAGCAGCAUAGGUGGGUGUAAAUGUCUAAAAACUCUUGAUCUUUCAGGUUGCUAUGAAGUUGAAAAUUUGCCGGAGAAUUUGCAGCAAGUAGAGUUGUUGGAAGAGCUUGACUUAAGUGGAACUGCCAUAGCAAAACCGCCAUCCUUCAUUUUUCAACUUAAAAAUCUUAGAGUUUUGUCUUUGAAUAGGCUCAAGACACCAUCAUCUAAGUUAGCACCAAAUCUACCUUCUCUUUUCCAGGUAUUCCAAAGAGGACGGAUCGAGUCUGUGCCUCUUAUGUUACAUUCAUUGUCAGGUUUGAUUUCAUUAAGAGAGCUGAAACUUAGGAGCUGCAAUCUUCGUGAAGGAGAUAUUCCAAGUGAUAUUUAUUGUUUACACUAUUUGGAAAAGCUUGAGCUUGGUGGUAACAAUUUCAUCAGAGUACCUGUGUCUGGUGUUAGAUUUCCCAGUCUUCAAUAUCUUGGAUUGUCAAAUUGCAGGGAGCUUAAAUCGUUUCCUAGUCUUGGUGCUUCUCGAGAACUAUUUGCAGCUCCAUCAAAGGUUUGCAAUGCAGUGGAUUGGACACGGUUUAAUGAACUUCACUGCUACAGAUUGGUUGAGAAUAUCAAUGCAAUAACAAUGCUGAAAUUCUAUCUUAAGCAAGUUGCAUAUUUAAAAAAAAGUUUUGAUGGUGUUAUACCUGGAGGUGAAAUACCAAAAUGGUUCAGUCAUCAAACAGUUGGCUCUUCAAUCAAGAUACCACUGCCUAACAAUAUUCAGAAUGAUAGUCAAUGGAUCGGAGUUGCUUUCUGCUGCAUUUUUGUCAAUGAUGAUGCUUCAAGGGAUGAGGAACUCACAUGUGAUGCUGUUAUCCAUCAUAUGAAUUCUGGACAAGCUGAUUCUGAUGGAUCUGGUUUUCGGGGUAGAAAUCCUCGACGUGUCUCAGGGGACGGAUGGAUUUUUUCUAAAGAAUAUAACCAGCCCAUAAUAAAGGACCACCUUUAUUGUUGUUUUUUGUUCCGUGAAAGAUUAUAUCCAUUUUCCUUAGAGGAUAAAUGUGGUGAAAGUGAAACUGAGAACUCAUCAACAUUGGAUUGCUCAAAUCAGGAAUUCGAUGAACUCCAGUUUUCAGUCACAUCCGAUGAUAGUCACAUAAGUGUUAAGGUGAAGAAAUGUGGGCUUCGAAUAGUUUAUCAGAAAGAUUUGGAAGAUAUCAAUGAAGAUUCCGCCGCAGAUGGAUCAAUAGCUGAAGGUCCACUUAUAAAGCGGAGACAUAAUGUUUAUGAAGAGACCGAGGCCGAGCCACAACCAAAAAGGAUACACAAGUUUUUCAAUUUAUGAUGGGCCGACCGGGG